UUUAAAACUCUCUGCUCUAUCUCAUCAAGGAUCUAGUACCUUCGAGGUGUGGACUUAAAGCUUGUAAUAAUGCUUCUACUGUUUGAGACGCCUGGAGGUUUCGCUAUUUUUAAAGUAUUAGAUGAAGGGAAGCUCUCUAGUGUUGAGGAUUUGGGCAAUGUGUUCUCCUCUCCCGAGUCAGCUCGAAAGAUGGUGAAGCUUAAAGCUUUCGACAAGUUUGACAACACGUCCGAUGCUCUUGAAGCAGUAGCCAAACUAGUGGAAGGAACCCCCAGCAAGGGUCUCCGCAAGUUUCUAAAAGCUAACUGCAAAGGCGAAACCUUAGCCGUUGCUGAUUCGAAGCUCGGAAACAUCAUCAAGGAGAAACUGACAAUAGACUGUGUCCACAACAACGCUGUUAUGGAGCUCUUGCGAGGCGUGAGAAGCCAGCUCUCCGAACUUAUUACCGGAUUGGGAGAGCAAGACUUGGCUCCGAUGAGCUUGGAGCUGUCUCACAGUCUUGCUAGAUAUAAACUAAAGUUCAGUUCCGACAAGGUUGAUACAAUGAUAAUCCAAGCGAUUGGUUUACUUGAUGAUCUUGACAAAGAGCUAAACACUUACGCUAUGAGGGUUCGUGAAUGGUACGGCUGGCACUUUCCCGAGCUCGCCAAGAUCAUAAGUGACAAUAUCUUGUACGCCAAGUCUGUGAAGCUAAUGGGGAACCGGAUCAAUGCAGCUAAGCUAGACUUCUCUGAGAUAUUGGCUGAUGAAGUUGAAGCUGAGCUUAAAGAAGCUUCUGUGAUCUCCAUGGGAACUGAAGUCAGCGACCUUGAUUUGAUUCAUAUUCGUGAACUCUGCGACCAGGUUCUGUCUCUUGCUGAGUAUAGAGCUCAGCUUUACGACUACUUGAAGAGCAGGAUGAACACAAUCGCGCCGAAUCUGACGGCCCUCGUUGGUGAGCUCGUCGGUGCUCGUCUUAUCUCUCACGGUGGGAGUUUGUUGAACCUUGCGAAGCAGCCUGGGAGCACUGUUCAGAUUCUUGGAGCUGAGAAGGCUUUGUUUAGAGCGCUUAAGACCAAGCACAAUACUCCAAAGUACGGUUUGAUUUUCCACGCGUCUGUGGUCGGACAAGCUGGGAGGAAGAACAAGCCUAGGAUCGCGCGGUCGCUGGCUGCGAAAGCUGCUCUCUCUAUCCGUUGCGAUGCUCUUGGAGAUGCGGGAGAUAACUCUAUGGGAGUGGAGAACCGUUUGAAGCUUGAGGCAAGGUUGAGGAGUUUAGAAGGGAAAGAUCUUGGACGUCUUGCUGGAUCGGCUAAAGGCAAACCGAAGAUUGAAGUUUAUAAUAAGGAUAAGAAGAUGGGGUCUGGAGGUUUGAUUGCUCCUGCUGAGACAUACAACACUGCUGCAGACUCUCUUCUUGUGCAAACUACCGUAUCAGCUGAGAAUGGUGUCAAAGAGAAGAAAGAUAAAAAGAAGAAGAAGAAGGCUGAAGCAGAGGAGGAAGAAGAAGCCAAAGCUGAGGAAUCUUCAAAGAAGAAGAAGAAGAAGAAGGCUAAGACAGAAGUAGAACCUGAAGUUGUAGAACCUGCAAAGAAGGAGAAAAAGAAGAAGAAGAGAAAGCACGAGGAAGAAGAAACCGAAGAGCCUGCCAAGAAGAAAGAAGAAAGAAAAGAAGGAGAAGAAGAAGAAGAAGAGUGAAGCCUGAAGAUAGGUUUAAAGUUUUUGAAUUGCUUAACUUUUAUUAACGGUUUAAUGUUUUGUUAUGAUUUUGAUUUAGUUGGUACACACUUAGUGAUCUAAAACUUUAUGAACUCUGUUCAUCGUUUUGUAAGAUAGUGUGUGGGGUCUUGGUCAUUUUCCCAGAUCUUGCAUUACAA
This is a messenger RNA of Brassica oleracea var. oleracea, 1856 nucleotides long. RefSeq names its product probable nucleolar protein 5-1. Bases 70 to 1677 code for a protein of 535 amino acids. The record is from RefSeq and is a predicted model, not a curated record. The transcript is spliced from 8 exons. NCBI's taxonomy places the organism in Eukaryota, Viridiplantae, Streptophyta, Magnoliopsida, Brassicales, Brassicaceae. Gene Ontology annotation, cellular component: box C/D methylation guide snoRNP complex; small-subunit processome. Gene Ontology annotation, molecular function: snoRNA binding.